UGCUGCUACUAAUACUCUUGUUGUGUCUGUCGCAAUUCCUGUUGCCUGUUAUUCAACCUCCGUUGUCCAUUGUCUCUGGUUACCAUUAUUGUAUUCACCCUGGUGCCUUAUCCAUUUCUUCUCUCGCAAUGAAUCUUUGUAAACAGACCACGUCGCCUUCUCCCACCUCCAUAUUCCAAUCAGCAACGCCACUACCUUCGCUGCCAAACACGACCACCUCUCCCCUUUCUAUGUCUUCCACAACCCACAUCUCUUCAUCAUUAUCUCAAUUAUCAUCAUCAUCAUCAUUAUCACCAUUGCUUUCAUCCUCAGUAUCAUCGACCUUUCCUCCUCUUCCACCUCCUCCUCCUCCUUCUUCUUCUUCUUCUUCUUCUUCUUCCUUUUCUUCUUCUUUUCCUUCUUUUCCUACUUCUGCGAUGGCUGCCACUGCUGCUUCUCCUAUGGCUGCUGUUAAUGCAUCUAGCACCACCACGUCUACUACUACCACCACCACCACCAUUAUCAACAACAACAACAACGCUAUUAAAACAACUUCCUCCUACUUCACUGCCCCACCAACCACCUGCCUAUCUCCACCAGUAAUGUCUUUUAAGUCACCCAGUGUGAUUCGAACCAGUGACUCCAAAAAGAUAGAUACAUCGAAGGAACCAAUAUACAAAGCUACCGUAUCGAAAGUUAUCAAAUUAGUUCCCGAUUGUUUAAAACAUGACCUGAAAAUGGACUUUCGCAAACUUCCAGAUCGUCCACAAGAUAUGCAAAAACGGAAAGCAAGAUACCGAACAACUUUUACGCCCUUUCAACUGGAACAAAUGGAGAAAGCGUUCCAAAGAGCACCAUACCCAGAUGUAUUUGCUCGAGAGGAACUUGCAAUCAGAAUUGGCCUUAGUGAAUCCCGUGUGCAGGUGUGGUUUCAAAAUCGAAGGGCAAAAUGGCGGAAAAAAGAAACGCCACGAAAAACAAUUUUAUAUCCAUCAAUGUCGUUUUCCAAUGUCAACAAUCCGAUUGUCCAGGAUUCUCAGAUGUUACCCGCAGUGCCGUCUUUAGAUCAAUGGAAUUUCUACAGCGAAUCAUCUCUUGCUAACGGUGUCAAUACACUCCAAAAACAAGCAGCUGUUCACUUAAGCAUUCCCACUCGUCCUCUAUGCAGCACCAGCUCAGAUACAAACGGAAGGGGGACAAGCACCACCCUCAGCGACACGCCUCUAGCUUCUCACCAUUACCAUCACCAUCACCAUAUGAUGUUUCCUAAUGUUCCAUAUCCCACUAACUGCCUCCAAACGCAACAUCCUAACACUACUUUUAAACAGAUCGUGCCUCAGCCUUACCCGCUCUUUGCCCAUUCCUACGCUAGUUCUUUUCUCAAUGGUCUGCCAGUGGCAUUUGAUCCGAAUGUACCGAAUGUACUUGGAGGAGGUCCCUAUAUAAUGGCGUCGGGUGCCCUUAUGAACAUUCCAAAUUGUGAAGGAGAACUUGGAGAAAAAGGACCAGUAAUAAACAGGGUGCGUAGCAAUGAUCAGAGCAUUGUGAGUUAAUAUCGCACAUAUACCUAGCAUUGCCUAUAUAUAUAUAUAUAUAUACAUAUAUAAAUUUUUAAGUUGAUAAAGCACAAGCGCAUAUAUCAGUAAAGUUAAAAGUUAAAAACGAUAUCAUAUA
Messenger RNA from Octopus bimaculoides (California two-spot octopus), 1653 nucleotides. RefSeq lists its product as uncharacterized. Gene Ontology annotation, molecular function: RNA polymerase II transcription regulatory region sequence-specific DNA binding; DNA-binding transcription factor activity, RNA polymerase II-specific. Gene Ontology annotation, biological process: regulation of transcription by RNA polymerase II. The record is from RefSeq and is a predicted model, not a curated record. NCBI's taxonomy places the organism in Eukaryota, Metazoa, Mollusca, Cephalopoda, Octopoda, Octopodidae.